AUGAGCUUGACAUUUGCCACAAAGGGGAUCACAGUCAAUGGCCGACCCUCGCGAAUCCUGCUGCAGAAUGAGAAUGGGCCGUGCGCCCUCAUAGCUUUAUCCAAUGUGCUCCUCCUCUCUCCGAACUAUGCAGAGACUACAUCGCAGCUGCGCAAUCUGGCGCAGGCGCCAACUGUGACGCUGCGGGACCUGGUCGCGGUGCUGGCAGACAUCGCGAUGCAGCUGGGCGGCGACUCGCACCGCGACAUGGACCGGAUGCUAGAGCUGUUGCCCAAGCUACAGACAGGGCUGCUUAUCGACCCGGCGUUCAAUGGCACUUUCCGAGAAGGCGACGAGAUGGCACUCUUUCGCAUGUUCCAGGUGGGCCUGGUGCACACGUGGCUCAUGGACGUGUCGCAGGCGCCACAGGACUACAGCCGGCUGUCGCAGUGCUCGUACGAGGAGGCCCAGCGGCUACUCGUUGAGGCCUACGAUAUCCAGCAGGGGUCCGUGGCCUCGGAGAAGGCCGACCAGCUGCUGCAGGACGCCCACAUCCUGCGCUCGUUCCUCUCGCGCAGUGCGACUCAGAUGACUUCCUACGGCCUGCAGCACCUCAAGCGCGUGCUGCCCGAGGGCGCCUACGCGGUGCUAUUUCGCAACGACCAUUUCGCGACCAUCUGCAAGCAGGAGGGCGAGCUUUUCAUCCUCGUCACCGACCUGGGUUACCAGUACCGCCAUGACAUCGUCUGGCAGUCGCUUUCCUACCCCGACGGCUCCGAAGACACCUUCUACACCGGCGAUUUUGUGCCCACCCGGCUGGAGGACGACUCCUCCCUCUUCCCCGACACGGCUGCAGGCGAGGACCCGUUCGCCGACAAGAAUGCCACCUUCAGUGCCCCAUCGCUUCCGCCAGACUCGGCAUUUUUGACCGACGAGGAGCUCGCUCGACACCUGCAACAGGAGGAGGACGGCCUCUACGUCCGCUCGCUCCAGCGCCAGCAGGAAAGAUCCCAUCGCCGCCCUGCGCCGGACCCUCCUGCGCGCAACGCAUCUCGCGCGAGUCGCACCAAAACUAAGUCCAAGAACACAAAGCGCAAGAUAUGUAUAAUUAUGUAG
Eremothecium gossypii ATCC 10895 is the source of this 1095-nucleotide messenger RNA. RefSeq names its product MINDY family deubiquitinase. The record is from RefSeq and is marked provisional. Lineage: Eukaryota; Fungi; Ascomycota; Saccharomycetes; Saccharomycetales; Saccharomycetaceae. The transcript has a single exon. Gene Ontology annotation, molecular function: cysteine-type deubiquitinase activity; cysteine-type carboxypeptidase activity; K48-linked deubiquitinase activity. The coding region runs from base 1 to 1095 and encodes 364 amino acids. Gene Ontology annotation, biological process: protein K48-linked deubiquitination. Gene Ontology annotation, cellular component: cytosol; cell periphery.